Molecule: messenger RNA, 993 nt
Organism: Ochotona princeps (American pika)
Lineage: Eukaryota; Metazoa; Chordata; Mammalia; Lagomorpha; Ochotonidae
Gene: MLX
Product: MAX dimerization protein MLX
Exons: 8
Coding region: 69-800 (243 amino acids)
Biological process (GO): regulation of transcription by RNA polymerase II
Cellular component (GO): nucleus
Molecular function (GO): RNA polymerase II cis-regulatory region sequence-specific DNA binding; protein dimerization activity; DNA-binding transcription factor activity, RNA polymerase II-specific
Source: RefSeq, a predicted model, not a curated record
GGCACGCAGCCCUCGACCUCGCGGGGCGGGGGCGCCUGCUGGCUGGUUUCCGGUUCGGUGGGUCCAGGAUGACAGAGCCGGGCGCCUCUCCGGAGGACCCCUGGGUCAAGGUGGAGUACGCCUACAGCGAGAACGUGGACUCCGGGCUUUUUGUAGACAACGCCAGCAAGGGGAGUGUAGUGUCCAGAGCUAACAGCAUCGGGUCCACCAGUGCCUCUUCUGUCCCCAACACAGAUGACGAGGACAGCGACUACCAGCAGGAGUCUUACAAGGAGUCUUACAAGGACCGGCGGCGGCGAGCACACACGCAGGCUGAGCAGAAGCGGAGGGACGCCAUCAAGAGAGGCUAUGACGACCUUCAAACCAUCGUCCCCACCUGCCAGCAGCAGGAUUUCUCCAUAGGCUCCCAGAAGCUCAGCAAAGCCAUCGUUCUGCAGAAGACCAUUGACUACAUCCAGUUUUUGCACAAAGAGAAGAAAAAGCAGGAAGAGGAGGUGUCCACGCUCCGCAAGGACGUCACAGCCCUAAAAAUCAUGAAAGUGAACUAUGAGCAGAUUGUGAAGGCGCACCAGGACAACCCCCAUGAGGGCAAGGACCAGGUCUCAGACCAGGUCAAGUUCAAUGUGUUUCAAGGCAUCAUGGACUCGCUGUUCCAGUCCUUCAAUGCCUCCAUCUCAGUGGCCAGCUUCCAGGAGCUGUCGGCCUGCGUCUUCAGCUGGAUCGAGGAGCACUGCAAGCCGCAGACCCUGCGUGAGAUCGUGAUUGGCGUCCUUCACCAGCUGAAAAACCAGCUGUACUGAUGGUCCUGAGAGCCCCACCAGGCUGGCCCUGGAGCCCCUGGGCCUUCAAGCCUGGACUGUGACACUUCACAUGGGUCAGCUGCCUCCUACUUGCUGUCUGGUUUCCCCAGUCCCAUUCCAUCUUCUGUGGGGCUGGGCUGUGUGUUUUGUCAAAGCUCCUGAUUAAUUUAUUAUAGUGACCAUAAAACCUGAA